Messenger RNA from Schistosoma spindalis, 3585 nucleotides. Lineage: Eukaryota; Metazoa; Platyhelminthes; Trematoda; Strigeidida; Schistosomatidae. The record is from the annotation of a GenBank genome assembly.
GGUUAUUCGAUUGGGCGUCUUUCGUAUCGAGGAUGACGAUAUUAUGAUGAACUCAGUGCACGGAAUACUUCUGAGCUAGAUGCAAGUUGCUACAUGCCAAGUGUUUUUCGAAAAGCUUUUUAACUGUCAGUACGAGCCGUACUCUACUAUAAAAUCACAAUGAAUUCCAACAAGGAAUUUUCGAAUAACUUCGGAACUUAUAUCUCUAAAGUUAAGAAGGAUAUUUUACAAAUCGUUAAUAAAAAGAAUUCUGUGGGUAGUGUCUCGAGGAACGAUUGUCGUAAUCUGAAGUCUCAGUUCACCGAUGUGUCGGAAAAUGUGGCUUACGAUUAUAACUACAUGAGAUCAUACACUUACGACAAUCUUAACAGUGAAAUCUCCGCUGAAAAAAACAAUAACUACAUACAUUCGGUUACAAAUUCGGGCGUUUUGUCGGGGACGCCAAGUUGUGAAGAAUGUUACUGCUUUACGUCAGUGAUACGUUCUCGAAUGCGCAUUUACUUUGGUUUCUGGCUACGUUUAGCUACAGAUUAUAAAUCUGCACGUAUUUUGCGUGACCAUAAUCUUCUCAAAUCAUCUUUUCUUUCCUGGAAAUACGAAUUCGACUUACGAAUCUCGCUAAAAUUUGCAAACAAAAAGGCUACAGAUCAUCAUAACUUUAAUAUAAAGUCGCGCACACUUUUUAUUUGGGUAUCUUACGUACAAAAAAGACGGAGAAAAAGCAAGUCAAAAAGUAUAGCAAAUGCUAACUAUCGUCUUCAGGCAUUGCAAAGCCAUAUGACAUGUUGGAAAAUGAAGUAUUUUCUAACUGGAAAAUCUGCUGUUGAAAAAUCCCUUUUUUCUGCAGCAAGAGCUCACGAUCGUUGGCAUACUUUACGUAAAGCUUUAUUUGUUUGGAUGUUAAGACAUCAGUUUUGGCAACAAAAAAGAAUAUUACGUAAAACCGCACUAAAGUUUCUUCACAAUAAAUUGAACAAAGCUAUCAUGAUAUCAGUGAUUCAAGAAUGGUAUCACCAAAUUUUAGAUAUUCAAAUUUCAAAUAAACAUAAUAGGUAUAGAAUUUUGAAGACGUUCCUAAAAACGUGGUCAUAUCGAAGCAAAGUAUCUAUUAUAGAACGUCAAAUGUAUUUUUCUGCUUAUAAUUUAUAUUCUAUUUUAGUACGUCGUCGGUGCUUUUUGUUAUGGAGAAAUUAUGCAUUAUAUAAGAGAAAAAAACACAAACAAAUGAAAUUUGCCAUCCGAUUUUAUAAAAUAAAUCAAAUAAAAAAGUACUUUGUUGCUUGGAUGAAUUAUCACUUUGUGGCUGUUGAACAUCGCAGUAGCGUUCAAUCCAUGACUAUGAAACAUAAUACAUCAUUAAUCAAACAGUGUCUACUGAAAUGGAAAGAUUAUUGUACAAUCAAGCAAUCAUUAUUAUCGAAAUCAUCUCAUUUUAAAAAGUGUCAGAAAAAUAAACUACUCAAGGAAUAUUUUCAAUAUUGGUUGAGUAAUCUUCUCUUUAAACAGUCACAAGAAUUAACAAUCCGGAGUUUUAAAGAACAAAAAUUUAUGGAAAGCAUAAAAAGGUUAUUUCUUGCAUGGUUACAAUGGACUUCUAGUCGUCGAGAAUAUCUUUUAAAAAUUCAGCUUACUUUUAAAAUAAGUUUAGAGAAGAUGCGAAUUGUUACUAUACGAACUUGGUGGACACGUUGGAGAUCUGUGUAUAAUUAUUGUUCAAACGUUAAACUUGCAUGCAGACUUUAUAAUAAACAUAUACUUGUUCAGUGUCUCAAUUUCUGGUCUGCUUUUAUUACUGUCGAGAAACAUAAAAUCAAAUUAAUUAAAACAGCUAAUGACUUUCAAAUUCGAACAAUUCAGAAGCACUUCUUAAGCCAGUGGCAUCUAAAACUAAUUGAAAACAGUAAAUUUCAAGCUUUGGAAUCCAUAGCUCUUGUGCGAUGGUCUUUAUGCUUACAAGCAAAAGUGUGGAAGGCUUGGCAUUUAUGGAUUGGAAAACAAAAGCACAAAAGAAAUAGACGAAAAACCGCUACCCAACGGUAUUAUGAGCACAAAACUGUCGAUGCUCUAAGACUAUGGAUUACUGUAGCUUUAAAUGAACGUCAUGGAAGGCAUAUGAAGUACUGUUCAAAAUUUUGGAACAAUGACAUUCGUGUUUUUAAAUUGGUACUUAAUACAGCAACCCGUUGGUACUGGUGGACUUUUUCUAGAGGAAUUAGUCAAAAUUUAAGCGAACUUGAUGGGAAUAGUAUUUGGGAUGUUAUUUCUAAAUUGACUAAUGAAAAUCACAUAUCCAGACUUUCAGAAUGUGGCAAUAACUUCAGAACAAUACGAAAUCAAGAACUAACACCUGCACGUUAUCCCGAUUUCAUUCUCCCUGAACUAAAUUCACUUGGGCUUACAAAUGCUGUAAGUUAAAACGUUCUGUACACUACGCGUUUAUUGCUUUUUCUAUAUGUUGACUAUUGUGACGUUUUAGGUAGAAUUAGAACAAACAUCAGCUCAUGUACCUCCAUUAAAUGAAACUUCUCACCAUGGGACGUCCGAUUGUCUAGAUAUUCAUUCCUGUGGUUAUUCAUUUCCCAACACACCAGAUGUUCAUGAAAUUAACUUAUAUCUAAACUCUUUGGUGGAGCGGGUAUCUUACUACAGAAUGAUAAAGUCUAAAUAUAAACUGAUUUAUCAACGCCUUUAUUUAGAGGGUCAGAUGGAGAAUAAAGCUAAUUACAAUAAAGGGGUGAGUUGAUUUUAAGCAAUAUUUUAGUUACAGGAAUCUGUUGAUGUAUCUUUCAAGUAUCAACUGAAGAUGGAGAAAGAUACGUGUAACUUCCUCAUCAAAGAACUACGGUCUUUCUUUGUCCAGUUAUCUAGGUCUACAUAAUAUAAAAUGAUUGGUUGUUAGUGACUUUUUAACUUUAAUUCAUUAUCAAUUGCUUUUUUGUACUGCUUUACUGGAAUUUGUCGUUAAUGACGCUUUCGUGUCUUUCAAGUCUAAUAAUAGUGUGAAUCUUGGUUGGUAGUUAUAUUCACUUUGGUAUGUUAAUAAAAUAUUCGAUGAUGUGUCUUGAUGCUUUUUUGAUGAAGCGCGCACAGACCUUUAUGUAUAUAAUUAUGACAGACCUAAUUUUAAACUAGUUUUUGCUACUAUUUUCAUUUUUUCCCUAAUUCUCAUAAUUGUUCGUUUACAAUGAUUGACUGCAGAAUAGUUGUCUAAAAAUGCAUGACAUUAUAUUUGCAUUUUCGUUUUGAAUUCUCAAUAUCAUGACACUGAUUGUAUCUCACAAAAGCAGUGCUGCACAUAUUUGUCUCUUGUCCCCAAUUACGUGUUGUUAUGAUAACAGAACUCUAAUGUAUUUACUGUCUUCGUUUAUAGCCCACAGUGAUGUUCUCAUUUUAUCAUUCAUGUGGAUAUACAUCUCGAAUUAUAACAAUUGUCGUCGGAAUUAAUAACUACUUAUAAUAAUGGAUUAGUAGACCAAAAGAAACUGAAACACACCAAUUCCUGAUAGUUUAUGUAACAUCCAGUAUAUUUUUCUUGUGUGUAUAGAUUAUAUUUUAUUUUAUUAUUAAUAAUGACUUUAUCCAAUA